This is a messenger RNA of Penicillium lagena, 447 nucleotides long. RefSeq lists its product as uncharacterized. The transcript has 2 exons. Gene Ontology annotation, molecular function: ribonuclease III activity. Bases 1 to 447 code for a protein of 148 amino acids. NCBI's taxonomy places the organism in Eukaryota, Fungi, Ascomycota, Eurotiomycetes, Eurotiales, Aspergillaceae. The record is from RefSeq and is a predicted model, not a curated record. Gene Ontology annotation, biological process: RNA processing.
AUGGCUCCUUUUCUGACACCAGAGAAAAUCAAAGCUCUUGAGAGUAUCCUCGGAUAUAUCUUCAAGAGCAAGAGUCUUCUGGACAAAUCAAUGGAAUCUGGAGGUGCCACCGAGGAUCAACGUGACAACAGAGAUCUAGCUCACGUUGGAGAUGCUGCUAUAAGACUUAGUUUCUAUCUAGAUGGUUACAAUCGUAAUGGCGCUCGAGGUACCACCUCUGUUUUCCAUGACAUGAAUGCGAGUAAUGCGAAUCUUGCACUGAUUGGGCGCUCUCGAGGCCUAGACGAAUAUAUCCAUGUGAACCGAUCUCAACAGGGCCAGGUCUUUAAUAAGGUCAUGGCCACCGCUGUCGAAGCCAUAAUCGGGGCUGUUUUCAUUGACAGCGACCACAAUAUCGCGGUUGUUCAAAUCGUCCUUGUGACGCUUGGUAUUCUUCAGACUUCUUAG